AUGGUCCUCCGUGAUAGUACUGGUGGUAUUGUCUUCUCGGCGUGCAGGUACCUUUUGCACUGCGCGAGUCCUUUGCAAGCCGAGCUAGCGGCAUGUCUGAAAGGACUAAACUUUGCGAUGCAAUGGUCUACACUACCGAUCGAUGUUGAAAUGGAUUGCCAAGUUGAUGUGGACUCUAUUCAAGCACAGUCCAUGGAUAGAUCUGAGCACGUGAUGUUGGUGAAUGAGGUUAGGAAACUUCUUGGUGAAAGGGAUAACUCUAUUGCCCAUAUUAGUAGGAACCAAAAUGUCGUCAGUCAUAGGUUAGCUUCUUUUGGGCAUGUUGAAGCUCGUAUGGCAAUUUAUAUCAAGUCUGCCUCAAGCUGCGCUGCUUCGUCCGCACCUUUGUCGCAGAGAAGUUUCCUCUUCUUCCCUGGUGCCCUAGCUCGAGGUAGGGCUGCCGCCUUGCCGCGCCACUGCCGACCCCAGGAGCCCUCACCUGCGCCUCGCCGCCUCCGACUCCAACGCGGCAUCGCGUCGCCCCCGCCCGCGGCGAUCUUCUUCGACAUUGGUUCUCGAGGUGCAUCUGAAUAUAUUUGGUUCCCAUUUUCUUCGGUGCUGAAUAGAUUCAAGUUUCAUUCUCUUCAGCUGUCAGACAGAUAUAUGGACAUGAUGAUUAUCAUAAGACUGGCAGGCGUUACAAGCUCUCUCGAACUGAGGAUUCCAAAUAGUUAUCUUGAAUCUAUUAUUGGAUCUGAUGGUGCCAAUCUAGCGGAGAUCCGCCAGCCAGACCUCUGGUGCAAGAAUGAAGCUACUUGCAGCCCAUUCUGGCUGUCCGCCGGAAUACAUCAUAUGGAGAUUCAACGGUAUUGCCGGACCAAUUGAGAGAGGCACAAAGUCUCUGCAACCAGAACGGGCAGCCAUCACAGCCUUCUCGCGGCGUCCAUUGCCCAAGGUGGAACUACAUCCUAGUCUUGUGGUGGAGAACAACAGAGGAUGCAACUCCGGGAUGCAAGCGCUCUAUACUCGUUGUACAUGGAACCUGGAUGGUGGAAGUUGUUGUUACAUACAAUGCUGUUUAUGAACUUUGCAUCGCACAUCUUGCUGUUUUGCUGAUGGUCAGCACUCAGGAGACCAUAGUUUUCCAACUUAGAAUUCAGUUUGUAGCAAUAUGAGCAGGAAUUAAGUUACUAUUGAUAUUGGAUUUUACAUGAAACAACUUUUU
This is a messenger RNA of Triticum dicoccoides, 1204 nucleotides long. RefSeq lists its product as uncharacterized. The coding region runs from base 1 to 864 and encodes 287 amino acids. Gene Ontology annotation, molecular function: RNA-DNA hybrid ribonuclease activity; nucleic acid binding. The record is from RefSeq and is a predicted model, not a curated record. Lineage: Eukaryota; Viridiplantae; Streptophyta; Magnoliopsida; Poales; Poaceae. The transcript is spliced from 5 exons.